AUGAGCAAAUUAAACAGUGAAUUGUUAUCCCAAGCAGUGGAUGAUAUUUUGUCGUUCUCAGCUGGUGAGACUGUGACUAUUAAUGGCAAUGAGCUAAAGGGUAAAAAACGUAAUUUUAACGAGACCAUUGAGCUCCAGAUUGCUCUUAAGAACUACGACCCGCAAAAAGACAAACGUUUCAGUGGCACGUUCAAGUUGCCGACGGUCCCUCGUCCCAACAUGAAGAUUUGUGUACUUGGAAAUGCUAUUCACUGUGAAAUGGCUGAAAAAGAGGGCUUUGAGUACAUGACAGUGGACGAUCUGAAGAAAUUCAACAAGAACAAAAAGGCUGGUAAGUUCCCGACACUUGUGACGUCAAACGACUCGCUCACGGAGAAGGCGGAUCAAGUGCGUGCUACCAUCAAGUUUCAGAUGAAGAAGGUGAUGUGUCUUAACGUCGCCAUUGGUCACGUGGGCCUUGACAAGCAGCAGAUUGUGGUGAACACGCAGCUGGCUGCGAACUUUUUGGCUUCGCUGCUAAAGAAGAACUGGCAGAACAUCAAGGUGCUGUACCUCAAGUCUACUAUGGGACCCUCUGUGCAGAUUUUCUUCUAG
Messenger RNA from Peronospora farinosa, 594 nucleotides. NCBI's taxonomy places the organism in Eukaryota, Oomycota, Peronosporomycetes, Peronosporales, Peronosporaceae. The record is from the annotation of a GenBank genome assembly.